Messenger RNA from Drosophila nasuta, 1609 nucleotides. RefSeq lists its product as uncharacterized. NCBI's taxonomy places the organism in Eukaryota, Metazoa, Arthropoda, Insecta, Diptera, Drosophilidae. The record is from RefSeq and is a predicted model, not a curated record. The coding region runs from base 16 to 1548 and encodes 510 amino acids. The transcript is spliced from 4 exons.
CGGUAUUUUUAUCUGAUGAUUUUCCAACGCAUUCUUAAGAGUCGCAAAUUUUGUGUGGAAACAAUGCAGAACGUGGGAGAGAAUUUUUCCUUGAGGAAGUACAAAAAAGAAUGCAGCGAAUGCUUGGCAGAGUCGCAGCGAUUGCAGGCGGAGAAACGCGCCGAUUACGAGGCGCUGGUUGCCCAAAGGCAAUGGAAGCCAAAGCAUCGAUCAAAACCAACUGCAGAGGCACCAAAGGAGGAGAAAAAGAUACCCACAGUGAAGGAGAUGCUGCUGCACACGCAGGAAAAGCUAGUCUACAAACAACUGCAACAGGUAGCCAAGGACAUUUGUAGACGCUACCCGACGACACUCAAAAGGCUGGAGGAGCUCAAGUUAUACGUGGAGAUGCUGAGACAAGAGCGACGCAACGAAGAGUUCAAUGCGCGACUUUUGGUUCCCCAAGCGAGUGUGAAAGAACCCAUUUCCGAUUGCUUUGCACAUCCCCUCAAGCUGUGUCAAAUGCUGCUCAUUAAGGUGCACUAUCAAAGUCAGUUGAAGCAACGAAUUCCUGUGUCAGUAUGGAAUGCAGUGAAGCAUGGGAAGCGCAGAGAAUUUCCCAUUAAAUAUUGCUUCAAAUGUGUGAAAGAGAAUAUUGGAGCCAACUUCAAGGUGAUCACCGAUUAUACGACGCACUUCUGCCAUCCGAUGCUCUUGUCCGCGCUCUCUCCUCACUUUGAGGAGAAAUCCAAGCAGCUGGAAUGGUAUUUGCCGCCGUGCAUCGUCAGCACCGAGACAUUUGUGCGCACCUAUCGCUGGAUUAUCGAACCUCUAACGGCGCUCAAGUUGAGCCAACUCAUCGAGCUGACGAGAAUCGCCAGCUUCAUGGACAUCCCCGACUUGCGGGAUCAAUGCUGGUUGGAGUUGUCGCGUCUGUUGAAGCGUCCCGAACUCAUCUGCAGCAUCUAUGCGAUGGCAAAGAAGUAUUGCAUUAGUUUCGAGCGGGACGUGUUUCCCUACUUUUCGUACAUAUUUCUGCCCUUUGUGGCGAGCAGCGAGUUCCUGGAAUUGCAAUUCGAGAGGGUCCUUACUAUAUUUAGUUCACAAUACCUUCCGGUCAAUUCGGAAAUGGAAAUAUUUUAUGCGAUGCUCUUGUGGCUGGAUCAUGAUUGGAAGCAGCGACAAUGCCACAUUUGGGAGCUGUUUCAGCACGUACAUUUGGACAUGAUGCCAAUAACAUUUCUGUUAUUGUUCUGGGAUCGCAAGGAUUGUCCACCCGCCCUCGACUUAAUCGCCGACACCUUGGAACCACAAAUUGUCGAAUUGAUCUUCGAAAUCAAAGAUAAACCGUAUAAGCACAGGGGCAACAUGGCAAAAAGGCAACGUCAUUGGAUCUACGAUUCGGGUUGCAAAUAUCAUCAUUCCAUCACCUGCAAUGCAAUGCGUUUUUUCACCUACAGCGACUUUAUCGGCUACUUGAACUUCCUACAGUCAACUGGCUAUCCUAGCCAUCUUCGCCUCAAGUCCGUCGCCGAUCCGAGUAUUGUCUGCUGCAGACACAGGAAAUAAUUGUAUUUUAAUGUUGUAUAACUUUUAUAGUGCUUUGAUUAAAAAGAAGACAUCUAACUGA